Molecule: messenger RNA, 5034 nt
Organism: Trichechus manatus latirostris (Florida manatee)
Lineage: Eukaryota; Metazoa; Chordata; Mammalia; Sirenia; Trichechidae
Gene: MAB21L2
Product: mab-21 like 2
Exons: 1
Coding region: 595-1674 (359 amino acids)
Source: RefSeq, a predicted model, not a curated record
GUGCCGCGGGACUGGGUUGCACUUCGCAACUCUCAGGACAUUAAUUACAACCUUCACCUUUCAUUUGGGGGAGGGUGAGGAAGGCGGCACUCACCUACGCAGAGUGAAGUCAAACUAAUGUGGGGGAGAAGUUUAAGAAUGAACCACUGAAAUGUUUCGCUUUUAUCUUUAAAUUUACUUUGGCACUUAAGAGACCUCCUUUUCAGAUUUCUGGGCAAUCUCUUUUCAACAAAUGCAGGGAUCUAAGCCCAACCCCCUGGUAACCUGAAUUUUUUUCUCUUUUUAUUUAAAAAAUUUUUUUUUACCCUUCUUCUGUCGCACACCAUCAUCCUCAUUUAACAUAUCAGGAGAAAACAAAAAGUCUCAGCCGGAGAUCAUAUUUUGUGUUACUUUCUGGAGAAGAAAAACGCUUUCGAAAGAGUGAGCCGGCAACAGCGUUGGCGGGUCAACCAGGUGGAAAGCAAGAGUGAAAGUGGGGCAUAGGGGGAGCGCACCGCCUCUUCUGCAAGCCACAGGGCCACCACCCGUGCGUGAGCCUUGGAUCCCUCAACGUAUUGCGAGACGCCGGUGUACAGCCCGGACCUGUGCCCCAACAUGAUUGCCGCUCAGGCCAAGCUGGUUUACCAGCUCAAUAAAUACUACACCGAGCGCUGCCAGGCGCGCAAGGCGGCCAUUGCCAAGACCAUCCGAGAAGUCUGUAAGGUGGUCUCGGACGUGCUAAAGGAAGUGGAGGUGCAGGAGCCUCGCUUCAUCAGCUCUCUGAGCGAGAUCGAUGCCCGCUACGAGGGGCUCGAGGUCAUCUCGCCCACCGAAUUCGAGGUGGUGCUCUACCUAAACCAGAUGGGCGUCUUCAACUUCGUUGACGACGGCUCGCUGCCCGGCUGCGCGGUGCUCAAACUGAGCGAUGGGCGGAAGCGGAGCAUGUCUCUCUGGGUCGAGUUCAUCACAGCCUCCGGAUACCUCUCGGCGCGCAAGAUCCGCUCGCGUUUCCAGACGCUGGUGGCACAGGCGGUGGACAAGUGCAGCUAUCGGGAUGUGGUUAAGAUGAUCGCCGAUACCAGUGAGGUCAAGUUACGUAUCCGCGAGCGCUACGUGGUGCAAAUCACUCCGGCGUUCAAGUGCACCGGGAUCUGGCCUCGCAGCGCGGCGCAGUGGCCUAUGCCCCACAUCCCCUGGCCCGGCCCCAACCGGGUGGCGGAGGUCAAGGCCGAGGGAUUCAACUUGCUCUCGAAGGAGUGCUACUCGCUGACAGGCAAGCAGAGCUCGGCGGAGAGCGACGCCUGGGUGCUACAAUUCGGGGAAGCGGAGAACCGCCUGCUGAUGGGCGGCUGCCGAAACAAGUGUCUCUCGGUGCUGAAGACGCUGAGGGACCGCCACCUGGAGCUGCCCGGCCAGCCACUCAAUAAUUACCACAUGAAGACGCUGCUGCUGUACGAGUGCGAGAAACACCCGCGGGAAACGGACUGGGACGAGGCGUGCCUCGGCGACCGGCUCAAUGGCAUCUUGCUGCAGCUCAUCUCCUGCCUGCAGUGCCGCCGCUGCCCUCACUACUUUCUGCCCAACCUCGACCUCUUUCAGGGCAAGCCCCAUUCGGCCCUGGAGAGCGCUGCCAAGCAGACCUGGAGGUUGGCCAGGGAGAUUCUCACUAAUCCCAAAAGCCUGGACAAACUAUAGGGUUCUCGGGGCUGCUUGAAAAGCGACACAAACCGGCGCCCUCUCGCAUACACACAAUACACACAACUCGGCGACAAACAGCAGAACUCCGCACACAAACUUUUAUGUAAGCCACCUGAAAGAAACAGGAACCAGGCAGAAGAGCUUCGUUAAUUAACAAGCAAACAAAACGAGGGCAAACGAACAAACAAAAAUGUAUCACAUUCUUGCACAAAAGUAAUCGUUCUCUUCCAAACAAUGUGAAUUUAAAAGGUCACACAAAAGAAGCGAUCGGGUUUUACCACCACAAAAUGAAAUCCAAGGUACAUUUUCAAAUCAAUGUAUAAUAGUUUUCACCCUUUUCCUUCUUUUCUCUCUUCGUUCGUUCUCUCGUGCGCUCUCUCUCCUUUCAUCUUGUUUUUGGUUGCCUGAAUGUUGUCACCAAGUGAAAAAAAUUAUUUAACUAUAUGUAAAAUUUCUCUUUAAAAGCAGUUUUACUGAUGUUUAAUGUAUCUCAGUGCCAAUGUCAGAUUGUGCCCAUCCCUCUAUUGCACCUCUACCCUCACCUUAACCAGUCUUGUUGAAAACAGUAAUAAAAAAAUGACUUUAACUUUACAUUGUUUUGUGGAUUGUUCUUACUGGAAGGCAGGUGAGAUCACAGGGUUAUAAUCUACAAUAAAGAGAUGUUGAACUUGAACUGAAUGCAAGAAGCUUUUAUUUAAACUCUAAUUUGGAAAAUUUACAAAUACAGUCCAUUUUGUGGAUUCAACCAUACAAUUUCCCACCAACAUCCUUAGAAAAGAGAAAAUAUUAAUUUUAACCAACUAUAAUAUAUAUUUGUUUGGUGGGUUUUAAGAUUAAAAGUAGUAUUUCACACUUGCAAAAAGAAAAUAGUAUGAAAGAACAUAUUUCUAUCCAACUUUUGAAAGAGAAAAACUAUUUCACAUUAAAAAUUAAGAGAUUUGAUUUCUUAUGCCAUAAGUCUAAAAAAUUCAAUCUGUGUCUGAAAGGCAAAGGAAAUAUUUAUGGAUCUUUUUUGAAAUAGUUGAUACUUUACUUUUAGCCAUUUGUGCUAUUCAAGCUUUGAAUGAUAAAAACUUAAGACACCCACACCAACAAAACAAUGAAAUAGUUACUGCAGAAUACUCCUACCCCUCAUUUGGUGAGGAUUAUGAACAAACUAGAUUUUUUAAUUACUUCAAUUUUAAAAUGGGUUAAUUAUAAAUCCCUUAACUAUGAUCAUGUUUAUCAAAUUUCAAGAAUUAUUCUGAAACUGCUUAUAUGCAAUUCAAACAAAAAAUGUUUAUAUCAUUUUUAUGACCAAAGAAAAAUUGCUGUUCCACGAAUUUGCAAAUAAGAAAAAAUACCUUCCUUCCCUUUCUGCUUUAUUGAGAUGACAACCCAAUGCACUGAUUUCAGCUUUAACAAAGGUUUCUUUCUAAUGCAAGUAAAUAACUGAUUAGAAAAUUCAAUAGUUAGUAACAUUAAGAACAUCCCAAAUCAACCGUUUUGUCUUUUCCACAUUGGAGGCAACUAUAUAUGCCAUUAAAAAUGCUGAUGAUGAGGCACAGGUACAGAAUAUAUGUCAGAUGUUACCCUAUAAUAUUUAAAAUGUAUUCUUUGAAAUUAGUCCGGUUUCUAAAUUUGAGAAAAUCCAUUAAUGAGAAGUAUAGAAAAAAACGUUCUGAAAAGCAAUUUUAAAGAUCAGAGGAAGAAGUUUGAGUGGGGAAGCAGGUACGUAAGAGAUGAGCUUCAGAGAUGGAUGAAAAACAAGGAAGCUACUCAGGCUCUGAAACCUGGUUCACUAGACAGAACUGGCUUAAGUUGUAAGACUACCAUCCCCCGGUAAAAUAAGUUCUGUGGUAGAAACAUAAACUUUGACCUUAUCCAUUCUGAAUAAUCUCUAUUCUUUCAAGCUAUAUUACUUACAUCUAUUUUUCUGGUCUCUCAGCCUAUAGGUGAAGAAUAAGCUCACCAUAAUACUAAGUGGUUCAGACAAAUAUACUAAUUAUUUUUAAGUAACAAAAACACGUUUACUCUCUGGGGAAAAUGUUUUGAUUCUUAACAGCAUUUCCAAAGCAAUCAGUAGAUGCUUAUAUUUACAAAGAAAAUGAUCUACGGGUAGAGUGUUCAGUUUAAAAGAUAAAAAUAGUAUCUUAAAAUUACCUUUUUUUUAACUCACAAAAGCAUUUACAACAUUAGCUACAAAUUUACAAUAGACACAAAUCUCCCUACCAGAAAAAGUUUUUAAGUCUUGACAAUGCCGCAAAGAAACAAAAAUCCCCCAAAGUCAGUAUCUCUUUUCUUCUUUAUUUAAUUUAAUGCAAAUACCACUAACAAAGGAAAAAAAAAACAAAUUUCCUCAUUUACAAAAUACAUAAAGCACUAAACGUCUAUACAAAAUUAAAAAAAAAACUCUUCAAAUAAUAAGCUGAAAUUUCUUUAAAAAUAUAAAUUAGCAGGAGUUUUGAUUUCUGGAGUGUUAGGCAGAUUGUAAUGGUACAAGACAGCUGCUAUGAUUAGGCUUAAAGAUCUGGUAUUUCACAAGCAACAGGGAAAAAAAAUUUUAAUGAUGCUGCACAGAAUAAGAUCAGAGAGAUAUAAAAGUUAUAACUUCACCCAAAGGAGCAAAUAACUUCAAAGAGCCUAACCUCAAAGACUAGCAGAGGUUCUAAUUUUGAGAACAAUUCAUGAGACAUCUUUAAAUUAAAUCAGAUUUUAGAUUAUUAAGCCAUGUGUGUCCAAAAGCAUAAUAAAAUAUCCUAAAUUACCUUAGCCUCUCUUAAACUCAAAAACUACCAGAAAUGAGAGUUUAAGUAAUGUUGGUUACCUUCUUCUCCUAAAGAAACUAAAAUACAUUGUUAGACAUUUCAGCCAUGUAACAAAGUAGAAAAUUUUACUAAUUGAUGUAAGUAAAUUCAGAACUAGUAUAAAGUUUUUCUACAUCAGAUUAGAUGAAUUAUCAACCUCAAAAUAGUUCCAUCAUAGCCUUCCUGUCACACAGUUUAUCAAAUCCUGUCUUAAUAAAGGCAGCAAUAUUGAAACAAAGCGCUGGAAACAUGCAUAAAACAUGAUGUUUGUUUGCAAGGUGUUUAAUAAAAUUACAACAUUUUCAUCAAGAGCUACUUUGAAAUACUUCCAAAUCAUUAAGAUUUAAUAACUUACGUACAAUCAAAAAAUCAAAGAACCUUCUACCAAUAAACUCAGAAUGUAUGUGUGUGUGAGCUAUCAGUCUAUAAGUAAAUUAUUCCAAUUUUUCAAACAACUUCUGUUUCUACAGCUUUCCUCUUUUGCUCGUUUAAGAGACUGUUGCUUCUCUGAAGAAAUUCUACCAUUCACUUUCUUGAAAUAAACCUAAUUUUGGCUUUAUAGCUGUGCCAC